GCGGCAGUGCGCAGGUGCGUUGCCGGCGGUGGGGAGCGGGUGCCGGCGCCACCAUGAAGGACCGGCUGGGGGACCUGCGGGCGUACAAGGAGAGUCAUGAAGAGGAGGUGACCAUCACUGUGGAGAAGGACCAUUUCAUGGAUGAGUUCUUCCGCCAGGUUGGGGAGAUCCGGGGGCACGUCGAUCGCAUUGCUGACAACGUGGAAGAAGUGAAGAAGAAACACAGCAUCAUCCUGUCAGCGCCGAACCCCGACACCAAAACCAAAGAAGAGCUUGAGGAGCUGACGCUGGCAAUCAAGGGAACCUCGAACAAAGUGCGGACUAAGCUAAAGGCCAUAGAACAAAGCAUUAAAGAUGAAGGCGAUGAGAGCCAAGGGUCGGUGGAUCUAAGGAUACGUAAAACCCAGGUACGGUACCUUGGGGAAAUGAAUGGCCACAGGGGCCUUGUCCCCUCCAACUUCCUGGAAGAAGUGCCUGACGAUGUAGAGGUCUACCUGUCCGACGCCCCGUCUAGGUUUAGCCCCGAGAUACUGGCACAGGGCAAAGGCCAGCGGGCAAGUAUUCCCUUCCUCUGA
Amblyraja radiata (thorny skate) is the source of this 575-nucleotide messenger RNA. Its product is annotated as syntaxin-1A. The record is from RefSeq and is a predicted model, not a curated record. Bases 54 to 575 code for a protein of 173 amino acids. The transcript has 6 exons. Gene Ontology annotation, molecular function: protein binding. Lineage: Eukaryota; Metazoa; Chordata; Chondrichthyes; Rajiformes; Rajidae. Gene Ontology annotation, cellular component: membrane. Gene Ontology annotation, biological process: neuromuscular synaptic transmission; vesicle-mediated transport.